CAUUUUCACACUGUCAUAAAUAAUAUCGCGCUGACAAGCCCAUAGGAUACGUGACAGCCCGACUAUUUGUAUGUGGGAGGCAUUGUGACUAGAAUGCCUUUUGAGAUGGCUUUGCCAUACACUUCGCUCUAGGCUGACACUGAGUCAAUCACUAAAACAACACUGGGUUCAGCUGAAAACUGGGAAACUGAAGCAGAAUUAAUAGACAAACGCGAUGUAUGACUUUUGCCCCGUUUGCCUUGGCAGAUUUCGUCGGCAGGUGAACACUCCGUGCAAGCACACAUUCUGCAAGACUUGUCUUUGCAAGGUCUACAGACAGAGCCCCACCAAGUCGUGUCCCCUCUGCAGGGCGCCCUUAGAGUACUACAUCAGCAAGAGGAACAGCACUGUAAAACUCGUUUUCUUUUCCUAAAAUCUAGAAUCUACAAAAAUGUUUAAAUGUUUCUGUUCUGUUAGCUGUUUAAAAAUUCGUAUUACGUUGCUUUCAUUAAACUAUUUAUAAGUUUGUGUUAUUUGUUCUGUUAAAUGAAAAUUCAUAGUCACUCUAUAAAUACCAGUCAUCAUCAACUUAGCAAUAAGCCUGAAGGAAUUUCUCGAAUGGUAAAAAUAACUUAAUAGACCGUUUAAACUGAAAUUGUCGAAACCCACUUUUAAUAAUAGGAAUUCAAAAAACACUGGAAUUGUGAUAAAAUAGCUUGACUUGGGCCUUCAGGGUCUUAUUCAGCCAAGUACAACAAUCGAUUGGGGACUCGUCCUCGUCCUCUUCCCUUU
This is a messenger RNA of Drosophila rhopaloa, 771 nucleotides long. Its product is annotated as E3 ubiquitin ligase TRIM40. The record is from RefSeq and is a predicted model, not a curated record. The transcript is spliced from 3 exons. Gene Ontology annotation, molecular function: metal ion binding. The coding region runs from base 215 to 412 and encodes 65 amino acids. NCBI's taxonomy places the organism in Eukaryota, Metazoa, Arthropoda, Insecta, Diptera, Drosophilidae.